Molecule: messenger RNA, 282 nt
Organism: Triticum turgidum subsp. durum (durum wheat)
Lineage: Eukaryota; Viridiplantae; Streptophyta; Magnoliopsida; Poales; Poaceae
Source: the annotation of a GenBank genome assembly
AUGGAGAAAGACACGGCGACGACGGCGACGGCGACAGCGGCGGCGAGGGUGUGCCGGCGGUGCAAGGCGAAGUACUCCCCGUCGGACAACACGCCGCGGUCCUGCAGGUUCCACCCCUCCUUCUUCGUCUGCCGCCGCCACGACGACCAGAAGAGGUACUACGAGCUCAAAGACGGCGAUCCUCCGUACGCCGCCAAGUUCUACGACUGCUGCGGCGCCGAGGACCCCGACGCCGCCGGCUGCGCCACCGGAUUCCACCUCUCCUACGACGACCCCGAGUAA